Molecule: messenger RNA, 5180 nt
Organism: Echinops telfairi (small Madagascar hedgehog)
Lineage: Eukaryota; Metazoa; Chordata; Mammalia; Afrosoricida; Tenrecidae
Gene: ABCA6
Product: ATP binding cassette subfamily A member 6
Exons: 39
Coding region: 193-4995 (1600 amino acids)
Biological process (GO): transmembrane transport; lipid transport
Cellular component (GO): intracellular membrane-bounded organelle; membrane
Molecular function (GO): lipid carrier activity; ABC-type transporter activity; ATP hydrolysis activity
Source: RefSeq, a predicted model, not a curated record
ACAGUGGUCAUAUGCAGAUCGCCCUGCCCACAUCCUUUGGGAGCCUGAGUAAGAGUCUCUGGACGGGGGCGCCUCUGUAAGGGGCACAUGAAGACGCUGGAGCAAUAAAGAAGUUCUAAAUGUCGCCUGAGACAGAAAGAGCUGCAGCUUAGCAGAGUUGUCAGACCUCAUUUUCUGGACAGAACAGGCAAAAUGCACAAGAAAAAGAAAAGCGUAUGUCAGCAAACCCGAGCACUUUUGUACAAAAAUGUUCUUAAGAAAUGGAGGAUGAAAAGACUGAGCUUGUUGGAAUGGGGCCUCCCCGUACUUUUAGGACUGUAUAUGGGCCUAUUGUCAUAUUUCAGAAUGAAUGACCAUAUUCCUGGAAUGCCUCCUCAGGAGCUGGGAAGGGUAGAUACAUUUAACAGAUCUUACGUAGAGGUGGUAUACACACCAGUCUCCAAUUGGACGAAGCAGAUAAUGGACAAAGUAGCAUCUGCUCCUUUUUUGAAAGGAAGAAGUGUUGUUGGGGCACAAGAUGAAAAUGCCUUGGAUAAACUUAUUUUGGACAAUACCCCAUACAGUAUGGCAGUCAUUUUUAACGAUGCUUUCUCAUACAAGUUAAAGCAUUUUCAAGGUUAUGGAAUUCCAUAUAUGAAAGAAGAACAUUUAUCAGCUCACUGCUGGAUGGGAUAUGAAGGGCUUUGGUGUACCCAGACUGUCUACUGGCUGAAUGGAUUCAUGACCUUACAAACGGCCAUAAACGCUGCUAUUAUUGAAAUCACAACAAAUCACUCUGUGAUGGACCAGUUAAUGUCGGUUACUGGUAUCAAUAUGAAGGUGUUACCUUUUCUUUCUAAGAGCCUAUUUCAAAACGAGACAUUUAUGCUCUGCUGCUUGAUUUAUUUCUCCCCGUUUAUAUACUUUGCGUCACUCAAUGUCACAAAAGAAAGAAAAAGGCUUAAGGACUUGAUGAAAACGAUGGGACUGCGAGAUUCCGCAUUCUGGUUUUCUUGGGCUUUGACCUAUGCUGGCUUCAUCUUCAUUAUUUCCAUGUUAAUUGCAAUUGUGAUCACAGCUACCAAAACAAUUGUCAUGACGGGCUUUGUGGUCAUAUUUACCCUCUUUUUCCUGUUUGGCUUGUCUCUGAUAACAUUAGUGUUCCUGACAAGUGUGCUGCUAAAGAAAAGCUCCCUCACCAGCUUGGCUGUGUUGCUCCUUACUCUCUUCUGGGGGUGUGUAGGAUUCACUGUAUUGCACAAACAAAUUCCUGCAUCUCUGGUGUGGAUUUUGAGCAUUUUUAGCCCCUUUGCCUUCACUGCGGGGAUGGCUCAGAUUAUCCAUGUGGAUUAUAAUUUAUAUGAUGGACUUUUUCCUGACUCUUCCGGGGACUCAUCUGUAGUCACAGGACCUUUUUCAAUGUUGGUUUUUGACUGUCUUCUCUACUUGGUUCUGGCGUUAUACUGGGACACAAUCUUACCGUAUGGGAAUGAGCGUCGACAUGCUCUACUAUUUUUCCUGAACUCAUCAAAUUGCAUCCAACAGCGAAGGAUUGAUAGAGCCAUUGAGAAAGAAAUAGAUCCCGAGCAUUCUCCCGAUGACUGCUUUGAGCCAGUAGCGCCAGAAUUCCAAGGAAAGGAAGCCAUCAGAAUCCGAAAUAUUAAAAAAGAAUAUAAAGGGAAGUCUGGAAAAGUGGAAGCAUUGAAAGGUUUGUUCUUUGACAUAUAUGAAGGUCAAAUCACAGCCAUCCUGGGUCACAGUGGAUCUGGCAAAUCUGCACUGCUGAACAUUCUUAGUGGAUUGUCUGUGCCCACAGAAGGAUCAGUUACCAUCUAUAACAGAAAUCUCUCUGACAUGGCAGAGCUGGAGGAAGUCCAAAAGAUCACUGGAGUUUGUCCUCAAUUCAAUGUCCAAAUUGACAUGCUCACUGUGAAGGAAAAUCUCAGGCUGUUUGCUAAAAUCAAAGGGAUUCAGCCACAAGAAGUGGAACCAGAGGUACAAAGAAUUCUAUUGGAAUUGGACAUGCAAAACAUUCAGGAUAGCAUUGCUCAAAAUUUAAGUGAAGGACAAAAACGAAAGCUGACCUUUGGAAUUGCCAUUUUAGGAGACCCUCGGAUUUUACUAUUAGAUGAACCGACGGCUGGUUUGGAUCCCUUCUCAAGACAUCAAGUGUGGAACUUCCUGAAGGAGCGUAAAUCGGACCACCUGAUUCUCUUGAGUACCAGUUUCACUGAUGAGGCGGACAUCCUGGCUGAUAGAAAAAUGGUUCUGUCCAAUGGAAGACUGAUAUGUGCGGGCUCUUCUCUCUUUCUGAAGAGACGAUGGGGUCUUGGAUACCACCUAAGUUUGCACAGAAGUGAAAUGUGUGAUCCAGGAGAAAUAACGUCCUUCCUUAAACAUCACAUCCCGGAAGCAAACUUAAAAACGGAAAGUCAAGAUAAGCUUGUGUACACAUUACCUGUAGAAAGGACCAGUGUAUUCCCAGACCUUUUCAGUGACCUGGACAAGUGUUGUGGCCAGAAAAUAAGGAGUUAUGACGUUUCCACGUCAACUCUGAGUGAAGUCUUGAUGCAACUAGAAGGGAAAUCAAUUGUGAGACAAGAAAUGCAGAAUCUGGCUAAAAGUGGCAUGGCUCUGUGGCGACUGCAAGUCUGUGCCAUUGCACGGCUCCAGUUCUUGAAGCUCAAACAUGGGAAGAGAACGCUCUUGACCUUACUAGCGCUGCUUGGAAUUGCAAUGCUGCCUUUGACUGUGGAAAAUUUACUUAUUGCCGUAUUAAAUCAAAAUGGCCACUUGGAAUUUAAACCCGAAUUGUAUUUCCUUUCUCCCGGUCAAAUCUCCAAGGAGCCGCUUACCAGCUUACUGAUCAUCAAUAACACAGGAUCAAAUAUUGAAGAUUUCAUACACUCACUGAAACGUCAAAAUAUACUUUUGGAAGUAGAUGACUUCAGAAAUAAAAAUGGCACGCAAGACCUCUCCUAUAACGGAGUCAUCAUCGUGUCGGGUAAACGGAAGGAUUAUAGGUUUUCAGUGGUGUGCAAUAUCAAGAGACUUCACUGUUAUCCUCUGCUUAUGAACAUUGUCAGCAAUGGGCUACUUGGUAUGUUCAAUCACACUGAAUCUAUUCGCAUCGAAAGAGACUCGCUGGAGUGGAUGACUUAUAGAACCUUUGAAACGGAGCUGCCAGAAAGCUUAGUCUUCAUAUUUUUGGUUGCCUGCAGCGUUGCCCCUUAUAUCGCCAUGAACAGUGUCAGCGACCACAAGACUAGAGCUCAUUCCCAACUGUGGACUUCAGGACUCUACCCCUCCGCUUACUGGUGUGGGCAGGCACUGGUGGACAUUACCCUUUAUCUUCUUAUUCUCAUUUCAAUGUUUUUGUUUUAUAAGAUAAUAUUGGUAAAUCCCAUCUAUUUGACGAAUCUAAUUGUGUUUGCUUUGGUUAUAACUACAAUUGGUUAUGCAGCUUCUCUUGUCUUUUUGACAUAUACGAUAUCAUUUAUUUUUCACAAGAGGAGAAAAAACAAUAUCGUCUUGUCGUUUUGUUUUUAUGUGAGCAUCUUCCUCACCACCAUCAUAUUCCACUGGUUUGGCAUCAUGAUCUUCAUUAUCCCCAUGAUACUGGUGCCUCCUGCUACCCUGAAUGGAUUCAUUUUAUUCAUAGAAGAGCAACACUAUAUGCAUAUUAGGACCAUCGACGACACGGAUUUCGACUUGAGUGCGGCUGAUUUUUUAGUGUGCUUAAUACCUUAUUUUCAGGCUAUGGUUUUCCUGUUUGUUCUGAGAUGGCUGGAACUAAAGUGUGGAAAGAAAAUAAUGCAAAAGGACCCUGUUUUCAGAAUUUCACCCCAAAGUACACCUGCUCAACCAAAGCGAGAGGAACCUGCAGAGGAAGAUGAAGAUGUUGCAGCCGAGCGGAGAAGGACAGCCACUGCCCUGACCACCUCAAACUUGGAGGAGAAACCAGUCAUUCUCGCCAGCUGUUUACACAAAGAAUACGGAGCCACAAAGAAAUGCUGCUUUUCCAAGAAAAAGAAGAAAAUAGCUGCAAGAAACAUCUCUUUUUGUGUGAAAGAAGGUGAGAUUUUGGGAUUGCUGGGACCCAAUGGAGCUGGUAAAAGUUCAUGUGCUAGAAUGAUAAGUGGGGUCACAAAGCCGACAUCUGGAAAGGUAGAACUGAAAGGAUCCAGUCCAGUUUGGGGUCAUCAGGCAGACAGCUUGGUCAGGUUCCUGGGGUACUGUCCUCAGGAGAAUCCGCUGUGGCCCAACCUGACCAUUCGAGAGCACCUGGAGGUGUACACAGCUGUGAAAGGACUGAAGGGCGGCGAUGCCUCGGCCGCCAUUACACGAGUAGUGGAUGCUUUCAAAUUGAAGAAGAUGCUCGAUGUGCCGGUGGAGAAAUUGACAGCAGGAACGAGUAGAAUGCUGAGCUUAGCGCUGAGUAUCCUGGGAAACUCACCAGUGCUGCUGUUGGAUGAGCCUUCGACAAACUUGGAUCCCACCAUGCAACAAGAGAUGUGGCAGAUGAUCCAGGCAGCCGUGAAAAGCUCCAGGAAGGGGGCUCUCCUGAUCACACAUUAUCUGGCUGAGGCAGAGGCUUUGUGUGACCGCGUGGCCAUCAUGGUGUCGGGAAGGCUCAGAUGCAUUGGCCCCAUCGAACACCUGAGAAGCAAGUUUGGCAAGGAUUAUAUUCUAGAAAUAAAAAUGAAGGAGCCUUCUCAGGUUACUUUGGUACACAUGGAGAUUCUGAAACUUUUCCCUCAAGCUGCACGACAAGAAAGGUCCCUCUCCUUCUUGACCUAUAAGCUACCCUUGGCGGAUGUUCAACCUCUGUCUCAGGCCUUUCAUCGAUUAGAGGCAGUGAAACACAAGUUCAACCUUGAAGAAUACAACCUCUCGCAAUGCACACUGGAACAGGUGUUCUUGGAGGUUUCUAAGGAGCAGGAACUGGAGAACGCUGAUGAAGAAGCUGGUACAAGCAUGCAGUGGAAGCUCCUCUCUCAGUCCGAUGACCUUUAAAUCCUCAAGCUUCAGAACUCUGUUGAGAUCAUGUCCUUGUCUCUUGGAUGUAAUAAUGCACCCUUUCUCCGAUUUUACAUUGCAUUUACUCUCAGUGCUAGGGACAGUUUAAAAUCAUGUUAUGGGGAGCUCUUACAGAUACCCUAACAUUUCAGAGUUCAAUCACAUCAAGCAGUCUCGUACAA